Molecule: messenger RNA, 1245 nt
Organism: Papaver somniferum (opium poppy)
Lineage: Eukaryota; Viridiplantae; Streptophyta; Magnoliopsida; Ranunculales; Papaveraceae
Exons: 7
Coding region: 1-1245 (414 amino acids)
Source: RefSeq, a predicted model, not a curated record
AUGGUUUAUCUUAGGUUAAGUUUAGUAGAGAUUCCAAUGAUACUUUUUAUAUGUUUGAUUAUGUUGUCCAAAUAUGGAGAAGGAGUAAACUAUACUAAUGUAUCGGAAGAAGAAAUCAUGGAGAUUGAAAGACAACUCAAGACUCUCAAUAAACCACCAAUCAAGACGAUAAUCACUAAAAUGGGUGAUACUGUAGAUUGCAUCGACAUCUACAAACAACCUGCUUUCGACCAUCCAUUACUUAAAAAUCAUAAAAUCCAGAUGGAACCAAGUUAUUCUAUUCGAAAAGAAAACAUCAGUAUGAUAGAUUCAUCAUCCACAAAAGCUUCAUCGAUACAAAUUAAUGAUCUUGGUAAAGAAAUUAUGUGUCCGAUAGGAACAGUCCCUAUUCGAAGGACCACAAAGCGGGAACUAACAUUUUCACAUCUUCUACGAAAAAGUAAACAAAACCAUACAAAUGAUGUGAACCUCCGGAACAUGUAUCGUCAUUAUGUAUCUGUGGAAACACCACCGAACACACAUGCGAUAUAUCAUGGAGCUAUAGCUAGCUUUGGAAUUCAUACUCUAUCUGUAACUUCGAAUCAAUAUAGUACAUCACAAAUGUGGGUUCAAAAUGGAGAGGCGGAAGCAACAAAUAGCAUUGAAGGAGGGUGGGCUGUAUACCCAGAACUUUUUGGUGAUCAUGCUACCAGAUUUUUUACCCAUUGGACAGCUGAUGGACAUAUAAACACGGGUUGUUUCAAUACGCUUUGCCCAGGAUUCGUCCAGAUAGGUUCUCAAAUUCUAUUUGGUGCAGUUUUAAAUCCCCAAACAACCUAUGGAACAGAAGUAUUAUUAAGUGUGAUUAUGGAUGAAGAUACUCGUAAUUGGUGGAUUUAUAUUGGUGAAAACCAAAGAGCGCCCAUUGGGUACUGGCCAAGUGAAAUAUUCACUUAUCUUCCAGCCGCCUCAUUAAUCAGAUUCGGUGGAAUAGCAGGCGCAAUACCAAAUACACCAAGUCCACCUAUGGGAAAUGGCAAUUUACCAACAAAAGAUUAUAAAAUAGAAUCAACGGGUUUUAUACGAUUAUUACGAGUCGUUGAAGCAAAUGGAGACACAAGCUACUUCGGCAAUUCAGAAGUAACACAGAAAGAUACAAAUGAUGAUUGUUAUAAUAUUAUCUUUCGCAAAUAUGGUUUAUGGGAAAGACGCAAACAUGGGUAUAAUUCAAUGAUAUAUGGAGGUCCCGGUGGUAAUUGCCUCUGA